Messenger RNA from Danio rerio (zebrafish), 5745 nucleotides. Lineage: Eukaryota; Metazoa; Chordata; Actinopteri; Cypriniformes; Danionidae. The record is from RefSeq and is a predicted model, not a curated record.
UGCUGUGGUACACUCCUAUGUCAAACUGAGCGGGAGACGGACUGAACUAUUUCACCGGCGCUAAGGGGAGACACUCACUCGUGCACGUCUACAUGUCCGUUCAUUCAGAGCGUGAAAAUAAUUUUAAUUCUUGUGUUUUCUGAUUUUUAAACUGCAGUGUUUAUUAAAAUGGUAUUUUUGCUCUAAACUGAUAUGCAGAAAGGAGUAAAGAUGAAAUCUGAUCAGACCACAGAUGAUUUUACUCCAGGUGAUGUUGUGUUUGCGAAGAUGAAAGGUUAUCCUUUCUGGCCUGCCAGGAUUGCAGAAGGAAAAGCCCCCAAAAAUAAGAUCCCCAUCUUUUUUUAUGGGACACACUCAACAACGUUUCUAUUCCCCAAGGACAUCGUCCACUACUGGCCGAACAAGCAGAAAUAUGCCCAGGCCAACAAACGGGGCGGCUUCGAGGAGGGCAUGUGGGAGAUUGAGAAUGACCCGGGUGUGGGACUCAGAGGUCAAAAGAAAGCAGCGCUAGUGAAACGGCUGUCAGAGAGUCGACUAAAGUGGAAAAACAAGAAGAAGAAGAAAGCAGAAAAUCAGACUGAAGUGAAGAAACCCCCAAAAUCAGCUAAAGAUCCAGUGUCGAAUAGCGAUUCAAAAGCAGCGACGCCACAUAAGAGAGAAACAAAGUCUGAAUCUGUCACACUGAAAGAUGACAAGAACACCGAAACACGGCCGACACGCUCCAGAGAUUCAUCAGCGAAGACCAGCACAGAUAAAAGACGGACAGACAAAGUUGUGCCUGCCAGAAAAAUGACAUCGGUGAAGACGAUCACAACCGGGUGGAGACGUCUGCCAUCCAGCGUCAUAUUAGCAAGACGGAUGGAUGCAGCUAAGACUCUUUCUGCUCACAGGAAACACGUGCUGAAUAGGAAGAUCAUCUCCACGGCCAAGAAAAGGAUUGAUGCUGUUAAUCACAGAAAGCCCUCAAGAAUUACACGCUCGACUGCAGAUCCCAUCGAGGCCACUGAUGAUGUCACUGCGAAGCCGCUAGCUCUCAAACGCAAACGCAAGCAAAACGAUUCUGAAGUAAAGGGAGACGCUCCUAUUUCUAUUCCAGCGACAGACAUCUCUGCCUCUUCCACUCCGACAGGCUCGAAGAGAAGACGCCUCACAGAACCUGAGAAGAAGAGUAAGGAUGAUGAGAAAGAGCUGAAGGAGAAUGAGGCUCAAUCAAAGGAGAAAAAUGAAGUGGAGCAAAAGAUUGAGAAGCAGAAUGAGGUAGAGAAGAGCAAUGCUGACAAGAACAAGAUGAUGGAGAAGAAGAAUCAGGCUGAAAAGAUUGUUGCAGAAAAUGAGACCGAAAACAAAGGGGCAAAAAAGAAAGAGUCUGAAAAGAGUGAUGCAGAAAAGGAGAAGUCUGAAAAGAAAGAGACAAAAAAGAUUGAGACAGAAAGGAAAGAGGCAAGAAAUAGUGAAGCAGAAAGCAAAGAGCCAUGUAAGAACGAUUCUGAAAAGAAAGAGGCAGAAAGGAUAGAGACAAGAAAGAGUGAGUCUGAAGUUUUAGUGGCAAAAAAUAAAGAGUCUGAAAAGAGAGAGACACGAAAGAGCGAGUCUGAAAUGAAAGAGGCAAGAAAGAACGAGUCCAAAAAGCAAGAGGCCAGAAAGAGUGAGUCUGAAAAGAGAGAGACAAGAAAGAGCGAGUCUGAAAUGAAAGAGGCAAGAAAAAACGAGUCUGAAAUGAAAGAGGCCAGAAAGAGUGAGUCUGAAAAGAGAGAGACAAGAAAGAGCGAGUCUGAAAUGAUAGAGGCAAGAAAGAAUGAGUCUGAAAUGAAAGAGGCCAGAAAGAGUGAGUCUGAAAGGAGAGAGACUAAAAAUAGCGAGGCUGAAAUUAAAGAGGCAAGAAAGAACGAGUCCGAAAUAGAGGCAAUAAGAAGCAAUUCUGAAAAGAGAGAGACAAGAAAGAGUGAUUCUGAAAUGGAGGCAAAAAAUAACGAGUCUGAAAAGAGAGAGGCAGGAAAGAGCGAGUCUGAAAUGAAAGAGGCAAGAAAGAAUGAGUCAGAAAAGAAAGAGGCCAGAAAGAGAGAGACUAGAAAGAGCGAGUCUGAUAUGAAAGAGGCAAAAAGGAAAGAGACAAGAAAGAGCGAGUCUGAAAUUAAAGUGGCAAAAGAUAACGACUCUGAAAAGAGAGAGACAACAAAGAAUGAGUCUGAAAUAGAGGCAAAAAAUAAAGAGUCUGAAAAGAGAGAGGCAGGAAAGAGUGAGUCUGAAAUAAAAGAGGCAAGAAAGAACGAGUCAGAAAAGGAAGAGGCCAGAAAGCGAGAGACUAGAAAGAGCGAGUCUGAUAUGAAAGAGGCAAGAAAGAAUGAGUCUGAAAUUAAAGUGGCAAAAGAUAACGACUCUGAAAAGAGAGAGACAAGACAGAAUGAGUUUGAAAUAGAGACCAAAAAUAACGAGUCUGAAAAAAGAGAGACAAGAAAGAGCGAGUCUGAAAUGAAAGAGGCACGAAAGACAGACUCUGAAAUAAUAGAGGCCAAAAAGAAUGAGUCUGAAAAAGAGUCAAAGAGGGACGAGUCUGAGAAGAGAGAGACAAGAAAGAACGAGUCUGAAAUGAAAGAGGCCAGAAAGAAUGAGUCUGAAAAAAGGGCAAUAAGGAACGAGUCUGAGAAGAGAGAGACAAAGAGUCAGUCUGAAAUUAAAGAGUCUGAAAAGAGAGAGGCAAGAAAUAUCGAGUCCGAAAAGAAAGAGGCAAAAAAGAUUGAUUCUGAAAUGAAACAGGCAAGGAAGAACGAGUCCGAAAAGAAAGAAGCAAGAAAGAGUGAGUCUGAAAAGAAAGAGGCAGAGAGGGUCGAGACUAGAAAGACUGAGUCAGAAAAGAAAGAGGUAAGAAAGAGCGAGUCCGAAAAAAAAGAGGCAGAAAGGAAAUUGGAGAGAAAGAGUGAGUCCGAAAGGAAAGAGGCAAAGAAGAGUGAGUCAGAAAAUAAAGAGGCAAGAGGGAACGAGUCUGAAAAGAAAGGGGCAAGAAGGAGCGAGUCCGAAAAGAAAGAGGCAAGACAGAGCGAGUCUGAAAAGAAAGAGGCAAGACGGAGCGAGUCUGAAAAGAGAGAGAACAGAAGGAGCGAGUCUGAAAAGAAAGAGGCAAGAAGGAACGAGUCUGAAAAGAGAGAGACAAGGAGCGAGUCUGAAAAGAGAGAGACAAGAAGGAACGAGUCUGAAAAGAGAGAACCAAGAUGGAGGGAGUCUGAAAAGAAAGAGACAAGAAGGAGGGAGUCUGAAAAGAAAGAGACAAGAAGGAGCGAGUCUGAAAAGAAAGAGCCAAGGAGCGAGUCCAAAAAGAAAGAGGCAAGAAGAAGCGAGUCCGAAAAGAAAGAGGCAAGAAGGAGCGAGUUCGAAAAGAAAGAGGCAAGGAGGAGCGAGUUCGAAAAGAAAGAGGCAAGAAUGAGCGAGUCUGAUAAGAAAGAGGCAAAAAGGAACGAGUCUGAAAAGAAAGAGGCAAGGAGGAGCGAGUUCGAAAAGAAAGAGGCAAGGAGGAGCGAGUUCGAAAAGAAAGAGGCAAGAAUGAGCGAGUCUGAAAAGGCAAGAAGGAGCGAGUUCGAAAAGAAAGAGGCAAGAAGGAACGAGUCUGAAAAGAAAGAUGCAAGAAGGAACGAGUCUGAAAAGAAAGAGGCAAGAAGGAACGAGUCUGAAAAGAAAGAGGCAAGGAGCGAGUCCGAAAAGAAAGAGGCAAGAAGGAACGAGUCUGAAAAGAAUGAGGGAAGAAGGAACGAGUCUGAAAAGAAAGAGGAAAGGAGGAUCGAGUCUGAAAAGAAAGAGGCAAGAAAGAACAAGUCUGAAAAAGAGGCAAGAAGGAGUGACUCUGAACUGAAAGAGGCAAGAAGGAAAGAGUCUGAACUGAAAGAGGCAAGAAGGAACGAGUCUGAAAAGAAAGAGGAAAGGAGGAUCGAGUCUGAAAAGAAAGAGGCAAGAAAGAACAAGUCUGAAAAAGAGGCAAGAAGGAGUGACUCUGAACUGAAAGAGGCAAGAAGGAAAGAGUCUGAACUGAAAGAGGCAAGAAGGAACGAGUCUGUCAAGAGUGAUGCAGAAAAGGAUGCGGUGGAGAAAAACAAGGCAGAAAAGAACAAGUUGCCGGAGAAGAGGAAAGAGAUUAACGUAGAAGAACGGAGAGAGACGAUGACUAAACCCAAACAGACGAAGAGUUGCGCUCCUGUAUCCUCUGAUGAGACACAAGAGGAGAAGAAACCCAGAGAUGAAGAGAGGUGUAAGAUCCUGGCAGAGAAGAGGCAGAGUGUGCUGAAGUCUCUGCAGGGUUUGGUCACGUCCACCAGAGGGAAGACUCCGAGUGGCUCUGAGCAAACAACAGAGACUAAGGAGCCACGGAAAGAAAGGAACCACAGGCUGAAGCAACCAGCGGAGGACGAGAAGAAGGACACGGAGAAGAGGAAAGAACAGGAGAAGAGGAAUACUGAGCAGCAGAUUAGUAGCAGUAAAGAAGAAGAGCGCAGAGCUCAUUCUCUCUCCGUCACAGAUUCUCUGCUGUAUCGUCUCCAUGGUGACAUCAGGAUAUCAAUGACGCUAGAAAAUCCGGAUGUCAGUAAGUGUUUAUCUGCGCUGGAUGAGCUGAGCAACGUCCCCGUCUCAUCACGAAACAUCCAGAACCACAGCGAGCUCAUCGACACGCUCAGAAAGAUGCGCUGGUUUCGUGGCAGCGAGGCCAUCAUGUUUAAAGCCUCCAUGCUGUAUCACCGCUUUAAAAACAUCUACCUCAUCGGGGACGCAGACGAGACCCUGAGCCAGGAGUACAUCAACUCUCUGCAGCAGGAGAGAGAAAGAGAAAUAGAGGAGCGGCACAGAGAUGCAGUGCGGACCGAAGCUGACGUGAGGAAAACACCGGACUUCACUUCUUGUUUUUAACUCUUGCUGCGCUAUUAUUCUGGAAUAAGUCAUUUUAUCCAUCAUCUUCGUUUUAUCCGGCCGCUGAGGGUGUUAUUUAUUCACACUGAGAUGAAGAAGAGUGUUUCCAGCGCAGGGUUUUCAGACUUUUAAUGCGAUGACGUCAGUGUUUUUCAUCAUCACACAGGCAGUAAAACACACAUGAUGCACUAUAGAGCAGUUAUAUUUCUCACGUCUGCGUUAAUCCUGUCAGUUCAUUUCGAAGUGAAGGCGGCGUUACUGUUGUGAAGGUUGUUUUUAGGGUCUGAUCGAUGCGAGUGGAACUGACAGGAUAAAGACGUUCAGAUUUAUGCCCUUUCCCUUGUAUCACACAGCAUUAAAUCGCAUUAAUGGUCAGCAUAUAAAGCUUGGACAGACUUUAAGUGUGUGUUUUACAAUCAUUAUAGAUAAAACACUAUCAUUACAGUCCAAAGUAUUCAUGGCGAGUGUGCCGUUACCACUAAACAGUGUCUGAAAUACAGCGUUCCCUCUAACACACUUUAAAGGGGUGUUUUUAUUUUCUCUGUUCUGUUUGUAUGAUCAGGACCAUGUUAGGCAUUAAAGUUGUAUUGUGUGUGUGUGUGUGUGUGUGUAUGUGUGUGUGUGUGUGUGUGUGUGUGUAAACAAGGCAGCUAAAUCCUCAGUAUAUAGUGUACAGUGAGACUUUCUGAUCUGAACCGGUGCUAAUAACACACACCUGCUGUCUUUAACCCGAUCACACCUUCAGCCGUAACGCUUUCAUUCGCCCCAGGUUUGUAUGAUAGAGCACUUGCAUGUGCUUCUUGUGUUGAUAUGACGUGAAUUUGAUCUUGAUCAUAAUAAACUGAUCUUCAAACCAAA